Messenger RNA from Nicotiana tabacum (common tobacco), 1536 nucleotides. NCBI's taxonomy places the organism in Eukaryota, Viridiplantae, Streptophyta, Magnoliopsida, Solanales, Solanaceae. The record is from RefSeq and is a predicted model, not a curated record.
CUCUCUCCCCUUUUUCUGUUGAAUUUUGAGUGCCUUAUCAAUAUAAGAUCCAUUCAUACACCUUUCCAUAGUACGAUUCUGCAAAUAUAUAUCAUCUCCUCUUUGUUUCUCCAACAGGUGUUCAUAAGAUCAAUUUGUGGAAUCAUGGAGGAUUUUGUCCCUGCAAAUGAUUUAAGUGAUGUUAAUUGUCUGUCAUUUACCCAGGGAUUUUGAUGCUUUGUUAAGAAAUAUAUCUAUGGUGGAACGUUAAUCCUAGCCAGUCAAUUUCGAAAUAUACUCAAAUGGAUGGCUUGGGUUUACCAGGAGGGAAGGCCAUGUGAGUGGUUUGAAGCAGAGUGAACAGAUAAUAUAUUAAAUUUCAGUGGCGAUAUUAGUUUGGUAUUGCUGGGAGAUGGUUAAACGCAAGGGUUGUGAGAAACUGGGAAGAAUGGUGAGGGACAGGUCUGGUAGUGCUUACCAGUCUUCUCUUCUUCAGUCCCCUGUUGUUUCUGUUUGGGAUUGUAUUGUGCGCAAAAUGAGGUAUUCCUAUAUACCUGAGUGGGUGUAGCUGCAGUUUUAGUAUUUUGGUUUCAUUACAGUUUUCAUAUUUGGAAUCAUUAGUUUUUUGCUAUAGUAUUAAUAACAAAGUAUAGAAGGAAACGGAAAUAAAUAGUUGUAGAGAUGGAAUGUGCUAAAGCUUCACCUGCUGUUAGAAAAGGGAACAAGAAGCAAGUAAAGGAUGAGUUGGAUCGGAUUAAACAGGCUGAAAAAAAAAAGAGGCGCUUAGAGAAAGCCUUGGCUACUUCAGCUGCCAUCCGCUCCGAAUUAGAAAAGAAGAAACAGAAAAAGAAAGAAGAACAGCAAAAGCUUGAUGAAGAGGGUGCUGCAAUCGCUGAGGCAGUUGCUCUGCAUGUCCUAGUAGGUGAGGACUCAGAUGAUUCAUGUAAGCUUUUGCUGGAGAAGGAUGAAGAAUCAAACCCAUGGGAUAUUGGUAGCAAUUUUGAUUUUUUUAUGGGCGGAUAUAGAGCCAUGCUUCCUCAUCAAGAACUCCCAAAAUAUUCAGUUGAAGGAACACAGUGGGUGUCUGGUCCCAACAGGUAUGGAUGCAUGUGUGAGCAGGAAAAUACCACGUGGAUGGUCUCUUCUGUACCUUGGGCAGGGAAUGGUCACCAUCAAUGGUUUGAUGUGGGGAAUUGGGAGUUUGCCAGACUUUCUGCUGGACUUCUUGCAGCACAAGCUGUCUCAUCACUUCAGAUUGCAGAAGAUGCUCUAAUGGACUCAUAUGUCUUCAGUCGGAUGCUGAGAGAGUGAACUGGAGGUCUAACGUCUAUCAUCCAGUUGGUCGGUACUUUAUGAGAUGUUUUUUUUUUGUGGUUUCGAAUAAUUCCAUGUAUAUAUAUUUCUGAUGAACUCAAUCCGCAUUGUUUUUGACUUUUUAUGCUUGUGUCGGUCGUAAGCCUUUAAAAUUCACUACAUAAUUCCUGGAUGAUUAUUGCACUACGAAUGUUACAUUGUUGUUCUGAUUGUGAAACUAUAGUAUGCUGUUGUUGAUGGGAA